Molecule: messenger RNA, 426 nt
Organism: Malus domestica (apple)
Lineage: Eukaryota; Viridiplantae; Streptophyta; Magnoliopsida; Rosales; Rosaceae
Source: RefSeq, a predicted model, not a curated record
AUGGAAGGUAAGAAUUUAGAGCCAGAUAUUGUGAUUUACGCUAUUCUUAUUGAAGAAUUGUGCAUUGGUGGGAAAGUUGACUCUGCGAGGGAUCUCUUUCGAAAUUUAUCUUCAAGAGGUGUUCAACCUAAUACCAGGACGUAUAACAUAAUGAUUGGUGGAUUGUGCAACGGAGGGCUAACAAACGAAGCGGUAAAAUUACUUAAAGAAAUGGAAGAGAAAGGUUGUUCUCCAAAUGGUUGGACCUAUAACAUAAUCAUUCGAGGCUUUUUCAAUAACAAUGAGCCAUCAGAAGCGAUGGGACUUAUUCAACAAAUGGUGGGGAAGGGUUUUUCUGCAGAUGCGUCAACUACGGAAUUGAUAAUUGAUUUGUUGUCUACUGAUAAAGUAGAUCAUGCUUUGUUGCCAUUGAUAGACAGAUCGUAA